AUAUUUUUGACUAGAAAAUGUCCUUUUUAAGAUCUUGAUUUAAGGGUACAGAAUAGUUGUUUAAAUUCAAUCAAUACCACCUAUGUACACAGGGGGGCAGUAGAUAAAAUAUGCGGAAAUAGUAAUCCAGAAAACAAGAUCGUAAUUUCCGGUUAUGUUGUGUUGGCGGGAAACGCUGGCUGUCAGCAGUUUUGAGAAGAGUCAGACUACAUUCUCCAUGUCGCGGGUCCUGAACGGAAUUGUGGCGGUGUGCCCCAACCUGGGCAUUGGGAAAGAUGGGAAUCUGCCCUGGCAUCCUAUUCGACUCAGCAACGAAUUCGCUCAUUUCCGAAAGAUGACAGCCACACCGUCAAUAGCAGGCAGGAAGAAUGUGGUGGUCAUGGGCAGGAAGACCUGGUUCUCAAUCCCAGAGAAGAACAGGCCACUGAAAGGCAGGAUCAACAUCGUCCUCAGCAGGGAGUACAAGGUGCCACCUGCAGGCGCACACUACCUGGUUUCAGACUUCAGCUCAGCUCUAACACUAGUUGACACAGAACUGGCAGAACAAGCUGACCAGGUCUGGGUUAUAGGAGGAAGCUCUCUAUACAAGGAGUUGAUGGAAAGCCCGGGAACCAGGAGGCUGUUUGUCACACAAGUCCUGCAGCAGUUUGACUGUGACACUUUCCUUCCUGAAAUCGUCCCAGAAAAAUAUCAACUGCUGCCAGAGUAAGGGCAUCAUAAUCUCUGGUUCCCAGGAGUCCCGAAAGAGCUUCAGGAGGAGAAUGGAAUUCAAUACAGAUUUGAAGUGUAUGAAAAUAUUUAACAAAUGACGUAAUAUGAAGAAAUAAGAUCAUGAGACAAUGCACUGUAAAUGUUGACGCAUAUCAUACAUGCAGGCAGAUUUACUGUUUUAUUUCACUAUAAAUGUGGUGGCACAGUUGGUAGCAGAGAGUGUUCUGGCUCUUGUAGGUUAAACAAAGGGUGUACGGUCAUUGUUAUGAUCAAUCUGAUCAGCAUCUCUUGGGAAUGUGGGAGGAGAUGGGAGCAUUUCAUCAAAGCUCCCAUUUUCCUGCUCAGUGUUGUUGUAUGUUGAUUGACCGAGAUAAAUAAGUGUAAUUAUUAUUGUAACUGAAGCUUCUCUACUAAAAACAAAUGCAUAUAUUAGUUUCUCUCACUUAUAUAACUUAGAAAAACUAAUUGACCAAGCUGAAACAUAUCAAAGCUAGAAAUGUUUAAUUUGAAAUAAAAUGCAAAUCUUUUAAUCAUUAAGUCCUUAGUGCUUUGAGUCUUUUCAUGUCGGUUGUGGUGCUCCUGGUAAUGUCAAUGUUGGGAAGCAGGCCAUACUCAGAACCAAUAGAAAAGUCUUCUGCAGGUUGUAUCAUCUAAAGAACUGGAUCUUCAAUUAUUCCUCUUUUCACAAUGUGGAUGUUCCACUCUCUUCACCUCAGUUUUCUAUCAGGACAGAUUAGGGGACAUGUAGCACAUGGUAGAAAGCUGAUUUUUGUGUCUAAAGAAAGGAAACGAUAGUCUUAGUCUUAGAUAUGAGCAGUAUCUUGGCAAAGAUACAUUAUUUCAGGAGUUAACUUUGAAUAAGUAAAAGUUUUUAAGAAAAUUAAUAGAAAAGAGGUCUUUGCUUGUGAUAUCAUUCUGGAUCUUUAAUACAGUCCAGUGAUAACCAUGAAUGUCAGUGUUGGAUUUUAUGUGAUAGACCAAUAAAACAGUGGCUCAUUUUUGUGAAAUUGAUAUGAAAAUUAUUGCCUGGAGAAAAAACAACAGCAGAUCUCAGGGCUGUUGAGCAUUUCCACAUCCACAUGGGGAGGAAACUCAAGGGAUUGGGACUGAACAGCUGUGAAGCAAAAUGACGCUAGAACUGCAAGCAGUUCUAAUGGGUUCCUCUCCCAACCCUUCACCCCCCCCCCCCUCCCCUUGCACCCCUCUUUUCAUGUGCACCCCCAAGAAAAGAAAAGUCAACAAAUGAUAAUGAUAUACUGUAUAUCAUACAUGCAGGCAGCAUGGCAUGUAUCCAAAUCAUACUUUGGCCUAAUGAACACCGUAUAUACGUAGAUUUGAUGCCUUAAAUAGUUUAUAGGGGCCAGAUAAUGUGGAUUUGGCUCCAUCAUGUGGCCAAAGAAAAUUACUACACUAUGGUAGGGAGAUGUUUCUCACCUUUUGAAAGAUAUAAUUUUUCAAUACAAAAAAAUAACAUAAAAUAAAAAAUCAACAAGUCAAGAACACUGUAAACAAAUGUAUGGAGAAGAAUCAUAAUAAGUUCUAAUAAUAGGAGUUCCAGACAGCACUGCAUGUAUUCAAAUCAUAAUAUGACCUAAUAAACAGUGCAUGCAGCCAAAUACGAUGACUGUAAUGUCUUUCAAUCUUAUACUGAGAUACUCGUAUUGUCAUUCAAAGGGAUAUGAAGGAGCAGAUGUUGUGUUUGAUUGGAGAAAAAGGUAUCGCUUUAUUUCCCAUAUUGGGAAAAGAAGUCUUCUUGUUGGAUUACUUACUUUUUCUACUUUCCAGGGGAAAAAACCCCUGGAAACCAGCGCCCCCAAAUGGCCCGGGGACACAGGACUACAUUAUUUUAAGAUGUAUUA
Xiphophorus hellerii (green swordtail) is the source of this 2570-nucleotide messenger RNA. It is a transcript of the gene dhfr, whose product is annotated as dihydrofolate reductase. The record is from RefSeq and is a predicted model, not a curated record. NCBI's taxonomy places the organism in Eukaryota, Metazoa, Chordata, Actinopteri, Cyprinodontiformes, Poeciliidae. Gene Ontology annotation, molecular function: NADP binding; dihydrofolate reductase activity. Gene Ontology annotation, cellular component: mitochondrion. Gene Ontology annotation, biological process: dihydrofolate metabolic process; tetrahydrofolate biosynthetic process; folic acid metabolic process. The coding region runs from base 155 to 709 and encodes 184 amino acids. The transcript has 6 exons.